This is a messenger RNA of Drosophila willistoni, 5364 nucleotides long. RefSeq names its product metabotropic glutamate receptor 2. Gene Ontology annotation, cellular component: membrane. Lineage: Eukaryota; Metazoa; Arthropoda; Insecta; Diptera; Drosophilidae. The transcript is spliced from 17 exons. The record is from RefSeq and is a predicted model, not a curated record. Gene Ontology annotation, biological process: G protein-coupled receptor signaling pathway. Gene Ontology annotation, molecular function: G protein-coupled receptor activity. The coding region runs from base 391 to 4509 and encodes 1372 amino acids.
CAACACCAACACACUGCAACAAAAUUGAGACGCAUAAAAAUGCCCGCCAGACGCAGAAAUAGAAGCAUCAUCAAAAACAGGAGUAGUAGCAGCAGCAGCAGCAACAACAGCAACACGAAUUAGAAGACCACAUCAAUUUUGAGAGGAGAGAAAAACUUAAUUAAAACGCGUUUGGGCAGACAAAUUUUCUGCGGUCUAUAUUAAUUGGAAUUUAUUUUCGUGGCAACUGAAAACGGGACGGGGGCUAAAGAAAAGGGGAAAACAAAUGUGGUCACAUUUGUUGCACUGAUCAACCAGACCAAAAACCCAACCAACCAUCCACUUAAACCACCCACCCAACCACUCAACCACCCAUCCGGUUUUUGGUUCACCCCCAAAGCAAAAGUAAAUAUGAUAUCCCAAGGAAGCGUUUGGGCCGUUGCCUUGCCAUUAUGGUUUCUAUUGUUGAUUUGCGGACUGCAGGCAACAAAAUUACCAUCAAAUAGUAGUGAAAACAAAGCUGAACAUGUUGCAAAAAUCAUCUCCAUUCCCAUCAGCAACAACAGCAACAACAUCAUCCCAACAUCGAGUCAAAGUUCAAUUUUGUCAGCUGAUGUAUUAAACGGUAGUUUAAAUUCAACCUUGGAGACUGCGGAAACGAUAAAAAAUGAUGAGAGACAGGUGACAACACCUGUACAAACCACAACCACAUCCGCAACAACAACAACAACAGCAGCGACAACAACAACAGUAUCUAAAGCAACUGAAACUAUUGAAAUAACAACAUCAACUAUUGGAAAUAUUGCAAACACCACGACAACACCUUGGCAGAGAGCAGCAACAGAACAAGAAUAUUUAGAUAAAGCAGCAACAGCAACAACAACAACAGCAGCAACAUUAGUAAAACAAAACACGGGAAUAACAACAGACACAAGAGCAAGGUCAACGACAACGGAAACAACAAUUGCAAUUUCACCAAGAAUAUCAAUAAAACCAAAGCGCACUGCGACAACCACAGCGACAGCAACAACAACAUCAACAACAACAACGCCGGCAACAUUAAGUGAGCCAGCAACUGUGGGAGCAACACAAAAGCCACUGACAGUGCCAGCAGCACAUUUGGCUAAUAAAAAUGUAAGCAAAACUGAAAUCAAAUUCAAUGCGAAAACGUUGAAGGCCACUGAAGAGGCGUGGUCAAUGACAGAAACAGUUAGCAAUAAAGGCAAACAACAAGCAGAGACACAGCCAAAAGCAACUACUAUGACUCCGACAACAACAACAACAACAAGAAUAACUGCAGAAACAGUAACUACAACGGCAACAGCAACGGCAACGACAACGGUAGCAACAUCUAUUGCAGGGGGCAAAGUAUUGCCAACACCAAAAUUGCUAAAAGCCAGCAACAUGGCACAAUUUGUAGCCAAUGCUUGGGGCUCCACCUCUCCCACAUUGGCCACCACCUCGACGGCAACCUCGACAGCCAGUUCAUCCAGUUGGCCGGUGAAGCAUGCCGCUGUUUUGGAAGGCGAUGUCAUACUGGGCGGACUGAUGAUGGUGCAUUCGCGCGAAGAUAGCAUCACCUGUGGUCCCAUUAUGCCACAAGGUGGCAUCCAAGCAUUGGAGGCCAUGCUCUACACUUUGGAUCAAGUGAACAAGCAACAAAUACUGCCAAAUGUCACACUGGGCGCUCAUUUGUUGGAUGAUUGUGACAAGGAUACAUAUGGUCUGGAGAUGGCAGUGGAUUUUAUCAAGGGCUCCAUCAGCAAUAUAGACGAUGCGGAAUAUCAUUGCAACAAAACGCAAGUUCGCAAAGUCAUUUCUGGUGUGGUGGGUGCUGCCUCAUCGGUGACCUCCAUUCAAGUGGCCAAUUUGUUGCGUUUAUUCCGCAUACCCCAGGUCUCAUAUUUCUCAACCAGUCCAGAGCUAAGCAAUAAGCAACGCUUCGAAUAUUUUUCACGCACCAUACCCUCGGAUCACUAUCAGGUGAAGGCCAUGGUGGAAAUUGUUAAACGUAUGGGCUGGAGUUAUGUAUCGAUUAUCUACGAGGAGAGCAACUACGGCAUCAAGGCAUACGAGGAACUGGAGGAGUUACUGGCACGCCAUAACAUUUGUAUUGCCAUUAAGGAGAAGCUUGUAAAGGAUUCAGGAGUGGCUGAGGAUAUUGCAUACGAUAAUAUUGUGCAAAAGCUGCUGACAAAACCACGGGCAAGAGGUGCCAUUAUCUUUGGAUCCGAUCAGGAAGUGCGACAAGUGAUGAGGGCUGUACGCAGGGCGAACGCAACAGGCUCCUUCUCCUGGAUAGGCUCAGAUGGCUGGAGUGCACGAAAUCUUGUCUCCGAUGACUAUGAGCCAGAGGUGGAAGGAACUCUUUCAGUUCAGCCACAAGCGAAUCCUGUACGUGGUUUUGAGGAAUAUUUUCUUAAUCUAACCGUUGAAAACAAUCAAAGGAAUCCCUGGUUUGUAGAAUUCUGGGAGGAUCAUUUUCAGUGUCGUUAUCCGGGAAGUACUAGCACUCCCUACAACAAUUAUACGCGACAAUGUACGACCAAAGAGCGUUUAUCUCGCCAGAAUACCGAUUUUGAAGACCAAUUGCAAUUCGUGAGCGAUGCGGUAAUGGCUUUUGCUCAUGCCCUCAAGGACAUGCAUCACGAUUUAUGUGGGGAUCGUCCAUCAUUGUGUGAUGCCAUGAAACCGACUAAGGGUGCCGAUUUGUUGAAAUAUUUGCGUAAAGUGAAAUUCGAGGGCCUGAGUGGUGAUCAUUUUCGCUUUGAUAGCAAUGGCGAUGGACCAGCUCGUUAUAAUAUCAUACAUUUUAAACAAUCUCAGCCAGGACAAUAUCGUUGGAUCAAGGUCGGUGAAUACUAUGAAGGUGAACUGCGUCUGAAUAUGUCUGAGGUAAAGUUCAAGAUGUUGAGCCCCAAGCCACCGGAAUCGGUUUGCAGUUUACCCUGCGAACGUGGACAAGCCAAGAAAUAUGUUGAGGGCGAGAGCUGCUGUUGGCACUGUUUCAAUUGUACAACUUAUCAAAUACGCCAUCCAAUUGAUGAGACACACUGUUUGGUAUGCAAGUUGGGCACUUUACCGGAUGCCUAUAAGCAAUAUUGCCGUGCCAUACCGGAGGUCUAUUUGCGUCCCGAAUCCGCAUGGGCCAUUGGUGCGAUGGCAUUCAGUGCAACAGGCAUUUUCAUCACACUUUUCGUGGUCGGUGUAUUUGUGAGACACAACGACACGCCCAUUGUUAGAGCCUCAGGACGAGAAUUAAGCUAUAUUCUUUUGGCUGGCAUAUUCAUGUGCUAUGGCGUUACCUUUGCUUUGGUCCUUAAGCCUACAAAUAUUGUAUGUGCAAUGCAGAGAUUCAUUGUGGGCUUCUGUUUUACGGUCGUCUAUGCCGCAUUGUUGACUAAAACGAACCGCAUUGCGCGCAUCUUCAAGGCUGGCAAACAGUCGGCCAAACGGCCCUCAUUUAUUAGCCCCAAAUCUCAGUUGGUAAUUUGUACGUGCCUGGUCAGUGUACAGAUACUCAUUAACGGCGUUUGGAUGGUAAUUGCUCCAUCACAUGCGAUGCACCAUUAUCCCACACGCGAAGACAAUUUACUUGUCUGCGAUUCGUAUAUAGAUGCCUCCUAUAUGAUUGCCUUCUUCUAUCCCAUUCUCUUGAUUAUUGUGUGCACAGUUUAUGCGGUUUUAACCCGAAAGAUACCCGAAGCAUUCAACGAAUCUAAGCAUAUUGGCUUCACCAUGUACACCACUUGUGUCAUUUGGCUGGCAUUUGUGCCAUUAUAUUUUGGAACCGCCAAUCAUGUGCCCCUGCGCAUCACCAGCAUGUCAGUGACCAUUAGCCUGUCGGCCAGUGUAACUGUUGCGUGCCUCUUUUCACCCAAGCUCUACAUAAUACUUGUACGCCCGGAGCGCAAUGUACGACAGAGUAUGAUGCCACCGCGUUAUGGCAACAUGCAUCGAACCGCCGGCACUGGUCCCUCAUCAAUGAUGGCAGCUGCUGUAGUAACAGCAGCUACCUGUGCCCAAGAGGAGAAAAUCCAGAAACAUAUCACACCCACAAAUACAGAAAACUCCCUAAAGACGAAAAAGUUAUGUGAGAUGGCCACUCAGACGAUUACCAUAUCAAGCAUAUUCACAUCUUUGGAUAGCAAUGCCUACAAUCAGAUACCCUAUGCGGAUCAAUAUGUGCCAAAUAAUACCACAACAGCAACACCCACUGCCAAUGGUGGGGGUGGGGGUGGAGGAGGGGUUGGAGGAGAUGACUUGGAGAAAGUGGUAGCCAACAACAACAAAAUCAAUCAGCAGCAACAUGGUCAGGCACAAGUUGUUGCGGUAGGAACCAACAAUCACAUUGCUAGCAGUCCUCCAGCCACAGCAUGUGAGGUAGAUGCCUCUGCCGAGGUGACCAAUUGCAGCGGCGCCGGCGUUGGCGUUGGCUUCGGCGUCAGCGUCGGAAGCGUCUCCAAUGGGAAUGGAAAUAGCAAUGGCAAUAGCAGCCAACGUGGCCCUGUGUUGCAAACAAAUUUAUAGCUAAACGCACAAGAAUUGCAGCAACAGCUACUGAAAGAGCAGCAACGCCAACAACUCGAACAGGACAGGGACAAGGAUAAAGAAAAGGAGCCGAAGGAGACAAAGGAAAUGAAAGAACCGAAGGAGGAGAAGCAUGGAAGCAGCCCUGGUGGCAAUAGCAUUCGUAGUGAUGGUGGCAGCAAUGGCAGUGGCACAACCACAGCCAGCCAAAAAAACGAACAGCCAUACCCGUUUGAGACCCACAAAAAAACAAAUAUAUAUAUACGUAAGUCUAGUUAAAUGUGAAUACCAAUUUUAUCCAUAUAAAUAUUGUAUAUAUACCAACUAUGAAUUAAGAAUCCAAGAGUCAAAUCAAAAAACUUGACUCUAAAGUAAGUUAUAAGUGCAACAAAAAUUUGUCAGCCAGUUUCAAAAAAAAAAAGAAAAGAAUAAUAUCUAAGAAUACAAAAAUGAUCUUAAAUGUUGAAAACUUUAUGCUUGUCGUUUAAAAAGAGGAAAACAAAACAAAAAAAAACAGAAAAAUCGUAUGUGAUAUAAUUUCAAAAAUGUGUUUACUUACCUAUCUAAAUAUUUAGUAAUUUAUUGCUAAGCGCAAAAUAAAAGAUCCAAGACACUGUAGCACUUGAGGGAAUUUAUAGUGGAAUGAUGAAACCGAGUUGUGUCCAUAUUGCAAUGUGGUUCAAAUUCUUUCCAUUUGAAUGGGAACCCCCUUGCAAUUAGGAGAGCAAAACCCAUAUAACAAAACAUAUAAACAUUGCAAUUGCAUUUAUUGUGUUGUUUGAGCCCAGCAACAUAAUUAAUGUAAUUGCCUGAACAAGUUAAGCUAAUUAAAUAAUAAAAUUGUUCCAAUUGUAC